AUGUCAAUCAUCAGUCUUUCCCACCGUCGGAUCCGUCCGCCCGUACCAUUCACACACUCUGUCGCCUACCGAUAUAUAGCUUUGCCGUCCGUCUUGUUGUCUCCCCACCUGUCCACUCUCGAACCAUCAGCCUCAUCUAAAGUAACAUCAUACCUUACUACAUACAGUACCUUACCAGUAUCGUCUUCUCUCGCCAUCGGCAUCUCGACACACCCACAAACACACACGCACACAUAUCUCAACACCGGCCCCUCGUCAACUCACUUCCCGAGUAACGCCACCAGCACCUCGCAUCUUCAAUCAACGACAAUUCCUCCAGACCGGUCCAUCGUCAGAUUCCCCCCCUCACCUCCCACACCCCAGUCAACCUACCCCUCCAUGAAUCGCACCAUGGCUCAACAACAGUCCUUUGACUAUUAUCAAGUACCUCCGAUGCCUCAAUCAAUGAGCCCACCGGAGCUGUCUCCGCUCUCCUUCUACGACACCCAAGCCGACUUCAGCGCAGACUCGGCCCCGUCCCGCGGCUCCCCCGUCUCCCCCGUCUUCCCGACCUCCUCCUUCCAGCUCCCCACCGGCGGCGACUGGCCCGCCUACUUUGAGAAGCCCGCCCUCUCCCCGGACCUCGACGUCUUUUACGGCGAAUCCUUUGGCAGCCCAAUGUCCUUCCUCUCCCCCCAGAACCUCACCCUCAGCCCCAGCGCCAACCCGUCCGACCUCAUGUCCGACGCCGUCGCCUUUGGCCGCGAGGGCAUCAACGACACGCAGCCCCUCUUCCAGACCCUCGACGCGCCCGCCCGGCCGCAGCCUCAACCUCAACCUCAAACCCAGCAGCCCGCAAAGUCGCCCCGUCUCGCCCGGACGACAUCCGCACCCUCCUCUCGUCCCCAACAACAGCCGCAACAGCGCCAACAGCAACAAACACAAACACAAACACAACAGCGAACCUCCCCGCGCACCAACGACCUCAAGCGCAAAUCCUCCGCCUCCUCCGCCUCCUCCCGCUCCGCCUCCCCCGAACCCCCCGCCCGCCGCACAAAACACUCGGAACCCUCCAAGAACCCGCAUAACAUGAUUGAAAAGCGCUACCGCGUUAAUAUUAACGAGAAAAUUAUCGCCCUCCGCGACGCCGUCCCCUCGCUGCGGUGCGUCGUCCAGCAUACCGAAAACCCGCACGCCGCCGCUGCCGCCGCCGCCGAGAGCGACGAGGCGAUUGACGUCGUCGAGGAGUUGGGCGGGUUGAUGCCCGCGCGCAAGCUGAACAAGGCGACGAUCCUGAGCAAGGCGACCGAGUACAUCGCGCACCUGGAGAAGAAGAAUUCGCAGCUGUGGAAGGAGAAUGAGGCGUUGGAGAAGAGGCUUGCGGAGGCGCAGCAGUGGCAGCGGGCGCAGGCCGAGGGACCUUUUUGGUCUUGA
This is a messenger RNA of Colletotrichum lupini, 1413 nucleotides long. RefSeq names its product helix-loop-helix DNA-binding domain-containing protein. The record is from RefSeq and is a predicted model, not a curated record. Gene Ontology annotation, molecular function: protein dimerization activity. Lineage: Eukaryota; Fungi; Ascomycota; Sordariomycetes; Glomerellales; Glomerellaceae. The transcript has 3 exons. Bases 1 to 1413 code for a protein of 470 amino acids.